Beta vulgaris subsp. vulgaris (sugar beet) is the source of this 681-nucleotide messenger RNA. RefSeq names its product probable WRKY transcription factor 74. Lineage: Eukaryota; Viridiplantae; Streptophyta; Magnoliopsida; Caryophyllales; Amaranthaceae. The transcript has 2 exons. Gene Ontology annotation, molecular function: DNA-binding transcription factor activity; sequence-specific DNA binding. Bases 1 to 681 code for a protein of 226 amino acids. The record is from RefSeq and is a predicted model, not a curated record. Gene Ontology annotation, biological process: regulation of DNA-templated transcription.
AUGCAAAGUGCUUCAAAUUUAUGUGAUUUGAGCACAGAAAAGUACAUCAGUAGUAAUGAAUUGCAAAUUAAGGAGGUGGGUGAAACAGGUCUAAGAUAUGCACACCAAUAUAUCAGCUCAAUUUCUGAUCCAGGCAAUGAAAACUCGAGUUUAAUUGCCAAUGAAGCAAUCAAAGAGUUGAAGAAAUUUCUUGGUUUCCUGAAAGAUUCAACACCAAUAAAAGCAAUGCAUUCUAAGAGGGUUAAACAAGGUCCUCUGCCUAAAAUCCUAGGCAUAAACCCGGAAGAAAUGCUUGAUCUUCCUGUUAAUAAUUCGUAUCAGUUAAUAGCUUCCACUCGUCUUGUUCCUACCAAAGAAUUUAACUUCAUAAGCGCGCAAACUCAAGUUAUGAAUCGAUCAUAUUCUAAUCCUGUGUUGUGCAUGGAGGGAUCAACCACAAGUAGCAAGCAGAUAACCAUGCAGAGUUCAAUGUCAGGGAUUUUGAGUUUUAGUGAAGAUGCUAGUACAAAAUGUGCUUCUUCUAGCAGGACAUGCCAUUGCUCCAAGAAAAGGAAGAGAAGAGAAAAGCGAAGAACAAGAGUUCCAGCUAUUAGUGACAAAAUAGCUGAUAUACCACCUGAUGAUUAUUGCUGGAGGAAAUAUGGACAGAAACCAAUCAAAGGCUCUCCUCAUCCAAGGUAA